Molecule: messenger RNA, 957 nt
Organism: Drosophila montana
Lineage: Eukaryota; Metazoa; Arthropoda; Insecta; Diptera; Drosophilidae
Exons: 1
Coding region: 1-957 (318 amino acids)
Source: RefSeq, a predicted model, not a curated record
AUGUCGAACACGUUGUAUUAUGUUGAUGAGUAUAAUCGCCCGCCGCCAAAUUACAACAGCUGGUUGUCACCACGACAUGCAGAGCGAUUAAAACGUCUUGGUAAGAAAAAAUUAACAUUCACGCUGAGAUUGGAGAAGCGUCCAAUGGUUAUAGCGCUGCAUAUGUUUGCCGAUGACUUGGAUGGACUGAAGCAUUGGCUAGAUAUGAUCUAUGAAGUGGCAGCUCUAGAUUCAUUUGGCAAGCAAAUAGAAUUUCUUGUGGAUGAUAUUUGGGCAGCAUACGUCUUUGAUCUGUUCAACAAAUACCCUUUUCGGCGAGAUGAUAGUAGCUUUUCUACGCAAUCGCCUCCAUUGAUAUUUGGGGUAAGUGCAGCUGGUGAAGUGCACUUUUUUGGUAGCGCCCAUGGACCGAGCACGCCUAGUCUGGAAAGCCUUCAUGUAUUCUGCACUCAAUUAUUGGCAGAUUCACUAGUCCAACAGUUUAGAUUUGAGGAUAAGCGACGAGUGCCUGAUAUGGAGUUGGCAAACUUCAAUGAUCUUAUCUACGGGGAACAGCAGGCGGACAUUCUUCUUGGGUUUUACAGCUCAUAUAAACUUGGAACGGCUGAAACCGAAAAUUUUCUAGAUAAUCUAGCGCGACUGGCUGCCAGAAUGCAACAGGAACAAGUAAAUAUAUUCAAAAUGAAUAUAGAUACAAACAAGGUCCCCAAAAAGUUUAAUUUCGAAACCACUCCUGCAUUGUUUCUCCUACCACGAUAUGAUAAACAUAAUCCCAUACGCUGCUACCAUACAAGUUUAGGCAUUGGGAAAAUGCUCCUACAUGUUGCAGAGCAUGCCGGGGAAGAACUUAAUUUCUAUGAUCGACGCGCAAUACGCAGGCUGCACGCAGAUUUACUUAAGAAAAUGAAAAACUAUUUCAAUGAAGAAAGCAUGAAGUUAUAUCGUUAUUAUUAUUAA